AUGAGAGGGAGACGGACAAAAAGAAGAUUUGAUACCCAUCAAUACUUCUGAGGUGUCCAAUUGACUGCCGUUAACGGGUUAAAACCUCGACCCGUCAAGUUUUAUCUCUUCAAUACUUUUUAACUUUGUUUCUUUCCUUCUCCUUCACAGAAGGUUCCUUUUCCUUUUCUUGGCUUAAUAAAGGCGCAGCCUUGACUCUUCGCUCUUGUGCAUCUAAAACUAUUUUUGCCUUUCUUAUUUCUCUUCCAAAAAAAUAAAGUGAGAGAGCCCUCUGCCUCCCAUUUUUCACUUCACCGCUCAAAGUUACUUUUGCUGUCAUCUCUUCACUUCACUCUAAGAUUUUUUUGUAAACAACUGCAAUGGAUCCUCGAUUCAAUCCGUUGCCUGAUCCUGGGAACACUUUCGAGUUUGAAGAUCAGAUCAAUUUGCCAAGCUUUGAGGAAUCUCUGGAAUUUCCUCAGAAUUAUAACAAUGACUAUGCAUCUUUUGGUGUCCCUUACACUGCACCAAGCCAAAACAUUGAUAAUUUUGCUCCAUCCUCAAACGCUAGCUCGGAAGUAGACUCUCCAGAUGAUCACUACUCUGAUUCUCUAUUCAAGUACCUAAAUCAGAUACUAAUGGAGGAGAAUAUUGAACAUAAGCCGAGCAUGUUUCAUGAUCCGCUUGCUCUAAAAGCUGCUGAGAAAUACCUAAAUCAGAUACUAAUGGAGGAGAAUAUUGAACAUAAGCCGAGCAUGUUUCAUGAUCCGCUUGCUCUAAAAGCUGCUGAGAAAUCCUUAUAUGAAGCCCUUGGCAAAACGUACCCUCCUUCACCAUAUCGUACCCCUUCUCAGUUAGAAAGCCCAAGUCCAGACAGCAGUUUCCCGACUUCCAGUGACCAUAGUACAAGUAGUAGCAAUACGCAUAGUAAUUCCACCGAUCGUCACUGGAUUGUUGAUCCAGGUGAAUCUAGGUUGCCUGUGGGGUCCAUCCAACCUUUGCUGCAGAGUAACUCAGAGGGGUCCCGUGGUUCUUUAAACAACUUUGCUAACUCGAAUGGCCCUAUGAACUCUUUUUUAAACCCUAAUGUUGUUUCAAGCGUGUUUACUGAUAGCGAGUCUAUCUUACAGUUCAAGAGGGGGAUGGAGGAAGCUAAUAAAUUCCUUCCAAAUCUUAGUCAAUUUGUCAUUGAUUUGGAUAACUAUACGUUGCCUCCAAAGACGGAAGAAGUGACCAAAGAGGCUGUGGUCAAGGUAGAGAAGGAUGACAGGAAUCACUCACCUAAUGGCACGAAAGGAAGAAAGCAUCAGUAUCCUGAGGACAGUGAUUAUGGAGAUGAAAGGAGCAAUAAACAAUCAGCAAUAUAUGUUGAGGAGGAGGUUGAGUUAUCAGAGAUGUUCGACAGGGUUCUCCUGCUGGGCGAUACAAUAUGUUGUGAUGGGAAUGACAAGUCUGAAAUGCCAUCUAAAGUAGACAAGAGUUUGGAUCAGAAUGGACAUGGAAAAACUCCUGCUAAGAAACAAGGGACUAAAAACGAAGCUGUGGAUCUAAGGACUCUCUUAAUUAGCUGUGCACAAUCGAUUGCUUCUGAUGACUACAGAACGGCAUAUGAACAGCUAAAGCAGAUCAGGCAGCAUUGUUCUUCUACUGGUGAUGCAUACCAAAGGCUGGCCAGUGUAUUUGCUGAUGGCCUUGAAGCCCGGUUGGCUGGCACCGGCACUCAACUAUAUGCUGCCCUUGCUCCGAAAAAGAUAACAGCUGCUGAGAAAUUGAAAGCAUACCAGGUUUACCUUUCGGCAUGCCCGUUCAAGAAAAUAUCAAUAUUCUUUGCAAAUAAAAUGAUCUUUCACACAGCAUCAAAUGCCAAGACAUUACAUCUCAUAGAUUUCGGUAUACUUUAUGGUUUCCAGUGGCCAAUACUCAUCCAACUUCUCUCACAGUUACCUGGUGGGCCUCCAAAGCUUCGUAUUACUGGAAUAGACCUUCCCCAAUCCGGCUUCAGGCCAGCAGAAAGCUUAGAACAGACGGGGACCCGCUUGGCGAAAUAUUGCGAGCGCUUUGAAGUACCGUUCGAAUAUAACGCUAUAGCAACACAGAAUUGGGAGAAUAUUAAAAUCGAGGACUUGAAACUUGUAAGCGGUGAGACUGUCGCUGUGAACUGUCUUUUUCGUUUUAAGAACCUUCUGGAUGAAACAGUUGUGAUAGACAGUCCGAGGGAUGCGGUUCUGAGCUUAAUUAGAAAGAUGAAUCCAGAUAUUUUCGUGCAAGCUGUAAUCAAUGGAUCUUAUAGUGCACCCUUCUUUGUUACUCGCUUCAGGGAGGCUCUCUUCCAUUUCUCAACUCUUUUUGACAUGUUUGAUGCUACUUUACCCCGUGAUGAUCAGCAGAGGUUGCAUUUCGAACAAGAUUUUCUUAGACGCGAGGCAAUGAAUGUCAUUGCUUGUGAGGGUUCUGAGAGGGUUGAAAGGCCUGAGACGUACAAGCAAUGGCAGGUCCGUAAUAUGAGGGCUGGAUUCAAGCUUCUUCCGUUGAACCAAUUCCUCAUGCAGAAGUUAAGGUGCAAGGUGAAAGGGGGAUACAAUCGAGAUUUUGUGUUCGAUGAGGAUGGCAAAUGGAUGUUACAGGGUUGGAAAGGCCGGAUAAUAUGUGCUAGUUCGUGUUGGGUGCCAGCAUAGAAGUAUCUGAAACAUUGUUUUAGUCAGACUUAGUUUAUAAGGAUGCUGUUAUGUAGCCAAAAACGACGUGUUCUUAGCUAUUUUGUACAUAAUGCUGGCUCUAGAAAGGAUUAGUCGCUGAUCUUGAUUUGGUGUGGUGAAACACAUGUAUGAAAUGUUAGUGUGACUUAGCGUUGCUUGUCAGUCUACUUGUGAUUGUUCUGUAAAAUUGGCCUAAUGGAGUUGUUGUCUAUUGAGUUCAAUUUUCAUUACGGAGAAAAGAGGAUAUUUGAAAGCCA
Messenger RNA from Lycium barbarum (goji berry), 2932 nucleotides. RefSeq names its product scarecrow-like protein 33. Gene Ontology annotation, cellular component: nucleus. Bases 360 to 2654 code for a protein of 764 amino acids. The record is from RefSeq and is a predicted model, not a curated record. Gene Ontology annotation, biological process: regulation of DNA-templated transcription. The transcript is spliced from 2 exons. NCBI's taxonomy places the organism in Eukaryota, Viridiplantae, Streptophyta, Magnoliopsida, Solanales, Solanaceae. Gene Ontology annotation, molecular function: DNA-binding transcription factor activity; sequence-specific DNA binding.